CCCUAGAGAGGGAAGGAGGAGCCUUUGGUGGCCAGGCCAGGGGGAGGACGCCAGGUCUGGUCUUACGCCUCGCAUGGUUCUGUUUGUGCCUUUGGGCUCCCCUUCCACGCACUUCUCUGUCCUAACGUGUUCCCCUUCCUCCUCCUUUUUCUUUCUCUUGCAGAAAAUGAGUGAUUUUCACCUGGAUCUUAGCCCGCUCAAGGAGCCCCUGGGGUUCAUCAAGCUUCUUGAGUGGGUGAGUCUGCUGGGUUAGGGGGUUCAGGUCAUAUGGGUCACCCCCCCUUCCUAGACUGUCUUGCAGGGCUCUUUCCUUUGAUAUGGGGUGGGGGGCUGUGUUGUGUUCUCCUAAAAGACCUUGAGGGACGGUGGAAUAAAAAGUUUUUAGGCUGAGGUUGCAGUGCUAUCCUAUUUGGAAGCAAGGCCUGUUGGGUUCAAGGAGGCUUACCCCCCCCCCAAAAAAAUGUGGGGUUAGGCUUGCCUCCGAAGUGGUGAGGCCUAGACUUGCGCUUGCUUUGGAACUGACUUUUAAAAUAGUUGCCUUGUCUUGUUAGGCCUGGCGUGGCCUAAAUCCUUCCCCAGCUGUUUCUAAGCCUCUGUUCCCUUAAAACUCCUGGUCUCUAUGAAUCCUGAUGUUGGCUGUAAUCUCCCAGUAGGUUCCUUUAAUACAAAAUACUAAAUUACUGGAAAUAAUUUACAUUAAAAAAAAAUAUGCGGCAGUAAUGCCUGCGUGCAGUUUCUUCUGCAGCUAUGGUGAAAACCCUGAAAGGCUAUGAUGUUGAACGCUUAAUUUGUAAGGAGUAAAAAGUCUUCCUAAGUGUUGGGGUCUCUGUGUAAUCUCUCAACAGUCACGUUGCACAGGUCUGUUAUUACCAUAUGUACUAUCAAAUACCUGUUUUUUCAGUGAAAACUCGGUGUUUUGUUUCCUUCUAUAAAUUAAAGUUGGGCUUCUGCAUUCAAAUGGGAAAUCCAUUUGAAUUUGAGGGGGCUGUUUUAAAUAUGUUGUUGUUGUUUAGUCGUCUUAGUCGAGUUUGACUCUCCCUGACCCCAUGAACCAGAGCAUGCCUUGGAAACUUCUCAAAGUUUCUCCAUUUUAUGUCCAUGGAGUUUUCUUGGCAAAAUAUUGGAGUGGUUUGCCUGUUCCUUCUCCAGGUGGAUCACAAUUAGUCUAAACUCUGGGCUAUGACCUGGCCAUGCCCGGCAUAGAUCAUUGCUUCUUGGAGUUAUUCAAGCCCCUUCCCCACAACAAGGCAGUGAUCCAUGAAGGGGUUUAAAUAUAAUAGAUAUAUACAAUGCAAGGUAAACAGCCAGUCAGAUUUUCUGCAUCCUAUUACAAAGUGAUGUCGUUCCUUCUGUUUUACAAAUACUAAUGUUAACACCCUAAAGCAUUCUAGACCCAAUUAUGAUUUUUCUGCUGCAUCUAGCACACCCAGCCAGCUUUGUAGUGUUGCCACGUUUGCGUGGUUUGUGCAGGAAUGCAAAGCCUAGCAGUAUAAGAAGUCCCGCUGCUCCCAGGUCCUUCCAUCAAUAAUAACAACAACAAUAAUUUUAUUAUUUAUACCCCGCCCAUCUGGCUGGGUUUUCCCAGCUACUCUGGGCAGCUUCCAGCAAAAUAAAAAAUAUAUAAAAAAUGUCAAACAUUAAAAGCUUCCCAAUACUUCAGAUGUCUUCUAAAAGUUGUGUAUUGGAAAGUCCAACAGCUAUUUUGCACUUUCUGCUUUCCUGCCAGUAUCCUCCUGCUCUAGUUCUGGACAGGGUGUUUAGAUAAUUUUUUGUCACAGAUACAGAAUUUUGAAAUCGAACUGUUGCACAUUUCUUUUCUAUUGGUCUAUUUGUGUAUGCAUACACACAAGCUAUAUUUGUUGUACACUGCAAUGAUGCAUCAAAUAAAGCAGUGGUCUCAUUUUUGUAUAGGGCAUUUUGUAUAGGAUGUGGCAAUAGCCUGAAAAAGGAGCUAAUUUGAUGGGAAUUCAUUUUUGUAGUUUGUCAGGCAGCUUGUAAAAAACGUUAUUAAAGACCCUACUGCUUUUUUCACUAGGUUAGUGCAAGGUCUUGCAAAUCCUUAAGGUUGGCCCUAAUAUGCCUGCCCCCCCCGACCCUGACCAAUUUCCUCUAUCUAGCCUUAACAAUUUUAUGCCAUGAUGGACUCACCCACUUGUUUGUAGAGUGAUACUCUAUACCAGGGUAGCCAACAGGGUGCCCUUCAGAAGUUGGGGACUACAACUCCAUCAACCAUGACCAUUGGCCCCCUGCUGAUUGGGGGCCUGAUGGAAGUUGUAAUCCAAUGUCUGGAGGGCCACAGAUUUCCUAUCCUUGCCUUAGACAGCUACCUAGUUAUGCUUGCCUUUGCUUUAGUAAACUUUCUAGUAGAAGACAAAUAUGCCUAGUUUCCUAAGCAAUAAGGUGUACAUCUGAUAAUAAUUUGACUGCCUCCAACUCCUUUAUAAUGGAAGCAACUUGAACAUCUUUUGCGUGUUACUAAACUGCUUAUCGUGCAGCUGAUAAAGGAACUGCUUCUGACAGAAACAGGUUUUGAAACGUUUUCCCCAUAACUAUUUUUAAAUUGAUUUUUAAUUUCAAGUAACAAAACAUUCUAGGUGCCAUGCCAUUAAUAACGAUGCCAGCAGCCCUAUAAAGAGUAAAGAAACAUUCAUAACUGUCUAUCAAACACCUUCCAUAUGAACACUCAACAGAUUAUGCCAAUAUAAAAUUGAAUUUCUUUUUUCCCCUUUUGAUAAACUUGUAUGCUUAAGUAUGCUUACAGACAGACUUUGUUUGGAUAAAUAGGACAAUAUUUGGAAUGAGUUGGAAUUAUACAAUAUUUUGUAUAAUGUAGGCUGUUAGUAUUUACAAAUAUAUUAGGAUAAUAUCAAACUUAUAAAAUAAUGUAUGGGGUAGGGUAUUUUUCGUAUACACAUUUUUUUCUCUAUACAUUUUUGUGCCUUGUUUUCAUUUUCUUUAUAAUUGAAAACUUUUCAAUAAAAUACUAAUAUCAAAAAACUUGUAUGCUUCAGUGCACUGUACAUUUAUAUUGCUUAGGAACUCUGAUAAAAGGAACAAACUUUCAGCAUUUUUCAGUGCAGUCCUAUAUAUAAACUGCUCAGAAGUAAUCACCAUUGAUUUGGCUGAGACUUUCAUCCAGAUAAGUGCACAUAGUGUUUUGACUGUAGCUACGCCCACUAAAGCUGUAAAUUUGGAUGGAAUUAAUGAGUCAAAUUAAGAUUGGAUGUAAAGUGUUCCUUACAUUUUGUUAAAUUUUCCAAAUGUACCGGUACAUAAAUGCGUAUAAUAAUGCAUGUGGUGUAUUUUCUCUUUAUACAGUUCUUCUCCAUGUUUGCAUUUGCUACAUGUGGAGGCUAUAAAGGUGUAACGACGCUUUUAGUAUCCUGUAAUGGACUUGUAAAUGGAACAGUAAGAGCAAGUUUUGCUUAUCCUUUCAGGUGAGCCUCUUAAAUGGCAAGUGUCUAGUAUAUUUCUGUAUGUAAAGUUUCCUGCCAGUGCUUGAUCGUUGGUCACCAUUACCUGAUUAGCACUAGGUCAGUCCAGCAAUUUAUAGUUGAUAAAUCUUUCCAGCUUUAACAAACUACUUAAUAUUGCUCUGAUAAGGUCUUCUAGCAGAGGCUACAUCGGUAAUUAAUGAUAGAACAUGAACUAUGCAAAUGUACAGGACAAACAACAAUCUUGUCUUUCUAAAAUUAGGGCAGGGGGAAUCACAUUUCUCAUGGCCUAGCACAACAUGUGCCUGUUCUACAGAUUAUUAUUUUUAAAAAAAUCUGAAUGGAGAAUGAAUCCUCUAUUAUAGUGCCAUCAGUAGAAAAAGUUUGUUUUCUAACAGAAGUUUGAUGUACCUUGCAUGGCAGUUGUGUCCAAUGUGCAUUCUCUCCAGUAAUAGCAGAAAUGUUCUCAGAAGAAAAGUGUCUUCUCAGAUAUGUAGCAUCCUGGCCAGGGAGAACCAGUGUAUUGGAUUGACUACUACUUCCUUUCAUGUCCUAUUAAAUUUGUUCACUGCUAAGAGACCAUUUUGCUUUAUCUAGUGAAAUACACCUGCAGCUGUCUACACUCUCUUUCCUACACAUUCUGGAUCCGAGCCUGUGUGGCUGCUUUUUCUUGAAGAAGAAAAAAGCCAAAUGUGUGUGUGUGUGUAUAUAUAUAUAUAUAUAUAUAUAUACAUGCUUAAUGUAAUAUAUAGUUUGGUGCUCGGUUCUAGAUAGAUUCUGUAGUUAACCUGUUACUUUUCUGCUUAAUCUGUAGCUGAACUGGAUCAAGAACAGGCUUGGGGGUGGAAAUUUCCAUUAAUUUUCCAUUAAUGUCAUUACUCAUAUGGGCAGACUUGCAUAAGAUGUAGACUAUGAAAUACCGGUUUGUCAAAACGUGUUAUGCUGCCAUCUUUGUUUGGCUUUGUGGCUGCUACUCUUAUCACAGUGUCAAGGCCUCAACACAUUGCACCCACAGCAGCAAAAAGCAGCUUACACAAAAAGUCAGAUGAUUCUACUGGUCUUUAUUUGUUUUGUAAUGACUCCUCUCCUGCUAUGUUUUAAGCUGUCUUUAUUUUAUCUGUAAGCUGCCUUGAGUCCCUAUGGGGGGGGCAAGGUGGGGUAUGCAUAUAUAAUAAUGAUAAUCUACCUUAAGCUGUUCUGCUGUGUGCAUUAAUCUAGCCUUAACUGCUGAGGAUGAUAGGUAUGCAGGCCUAGGAAAUUAACACUAUGCAGUUCAUUAUUUUCCAAUAUACAUACCAGUGGAAUGGAAAUUGAUAUGCUAGCUGACGGUUGUACAGAGAGUGAAGCUUAACAGCCCAGUUGCCUGUGCUCUGUGAUGACUGUAGUAGCUUCCCUUGAUAAUUUCUGCUUACUUCUCUUUUAGGCUGAACAAAGUGAUCUUUGGUUCGCCAGAUCCAACCCGAUGCAAUGGCACUUGGGGUGAAACCCAUCUCGUGGGCAACUUCUCCACCACUGCACAGUUCUUCGUAACUUUUGGAAUCUUGAUAUUCUUGUAUUGCAUGGCUGCCCUUGUGCUUUACCUUGGUUAUAUGCACCUGUACCAAAGCGGUGGCAUUUUACCAAUGAUGGUAGGUUGAUACUAAGGACAAAUCUAAAAAAAACCCUUGAAUUUAAGUUACCAGAAGUUUAAUUCUGUAACUCAGAAGUCUGGUUUUUUUUUACCUGUUUGAUGUGUCAACUCGGCAUUCAAAAUAUGUGGGGGUUCUGUUGUUUUGAUUGAUUAAUUAAUUAAUUAAGCCGUAUGACUACCCCGAAACCCUUGCAGGCACAAACUGUAUUGAAAGCAGGGUGGCCUAUUAUCACCCUAACUAACAGCAUCAUGAGCACAAGUCAUCACAAAUGUGCAAUAAACAGGACAUCUGGAGGGGACAUCUGUCUCAGGAGUGUGCUGUGGGGAUUAAAUGGGAGAUAGGAAGAACAGUGUGCACCACCCUAGGCUACUUAAAGGAAGGGCAGGCUAUAAAUGCAAGAAUUGAAGAACAAGUCAGUGUGUUUAGGAGGUGUAAUUCCUACUUUAAAGGUAAAGGGACCCCUGACCAUUAGAUCCAGUAGUAACUGACUCUGGGGUUGCCGCGCUCAUCUCGCUUUAUUGGCCGAGGGAGCCAGCGUUUGUCCGCAGACAGCUUCCGGGUCAUGGGACCAGCAUGACUAAGCCGCUUCUGGCAAACCAGAGCAGCGCACGGAAACUGCGUUUCUCUUCCUGCCGGAGCAGUACCUAUUUAUCUACUUGCACUUUGACGUGCUUUCAAACUGCUAGCUUGGCAGGAGCAGGGACUGAGAAACGGGAGCUCACCCCGUCGCGAGGAUUCGAACCGCCGACCUUCUGAUCGGCAAGUCCUAGGCUCUGUGGUUUAACCCACAGCGCCACCCGCGUCCCACAAUUCCUACUUUGCAUAGUAUCUAUUUGUUGGUGCAGAGAAUUUCCCUCAAGUUCUGUGAAUGGAGCAUGCCUGCAUGAACCUGAAAAGUAGUCUUCUAUCAGGUGUCCUUCAGAUGUUUUUAACUACAACUCCCAUCAACCCAGCCAUCAUUAAAACAUCUGGAGGGAACCAGGUUGAGAGAGGCUGCUGCUGAAGAGGGUAAACUUGCAUUUUCAACUUCUUGAAAUAGAGGACACGACCAGCAUCUUUUGAGCUGUGUUUAGCUGCAUCGCUUUUAGGCUCUAUGGUUUCUUCUUUGCAAACUGUAAAGGCAUCAUCAGUGCUACACCCAAGUGACUUUUUGGAUAAAAAGCUGGAGUUAUAGAAUUCUCAAGUGGUCUGUAUUUUGGCCAAAUAGUCACUGCUACAUAAGGAAAGUGUCUUCCAGAAAAUAGUAGCAUGCUUGCUAGGAGUGUGGUUGGAUGGUUAGAUACUUGAACACAGCUGCUAAAAUGAAAAUGGUUUUAUGUCAAGUGAUAGUAAAUAUUGACUACCCCUUCCCAACCCCUCAAUGCAUUUUAGACUGAAGCAAUUGGUAACUUUGGACUGUCUCAUUACAGGAUUAUGUCUUCACUCUUAGCGCCGUUUUUCUGUGGCUAGUCAGCAGUGCUGCGUGGGCAAAGGCACUUGUUGAUAUCAAAGUAUCAACUGGUCCACGCAUUAUUGAAGAAAUAUCUGCUUGCAAAAUACCAGGAACCUCCUGUUUGUUUGAUUCGGUAACCAGCAUGGGAAGUCUGAAUGUGUCUGUGGUAUGUAUGUCAGCUUUUGAGCAUUCAAGUGCUAGUGUUACGAGCUGAAUCUAAGUAGCGUCAGCAGAUCAAACGUAAAUAACCACCCGAGUCUGUAAACUUGGAGCCAAACUAGGCAUAAUGCAAGAGAUCAGGGAACUAACUAAUAACCUUCCAGUCUAAAUGCAGCUAGAGAUUGUUCCCCACUGGGUCCAGUAUUCUAGUAUUUAAUAUUAAUGUUUAACUGAUAUUUCUCAGUGUCCUUGCAUAUGCCCAGACACACAAAUGGGAAUAUAAUAAUGUAGUAAUUGCUGCCUCAUCUCUAAACUAUGGUCCAAAAUACAAUGCCCAGAAUACUAGCUAGGGUUCCAUUUAGAAAUUGUAUAACUCGUUUUAUAACAGCUGCACUGGUUGUAAGUUUGUUUCCAAACUAAACUCAAGGUACUCACAUUGGUAUUUAAAGUCUUAAACAAUGUCGGCUCCAACAGUCUGAAAGACCAACUCCUUCCCUCCAGACUUUCUCAGGUGGUAAGAUCAGAGGGUGCCUUCUUGAUAGUUUCAGCAUCCUCAGGCGUGCUGGUGACUGAGGAUACGGGAUUCUCAGUGGCAACCCCUAAGUUGUGGAACUCCCCAGUUUUCCGGUUUUUUUAGUGGGGGUAGAUUGCAGUCUCUUGGAAACUUCCUGCCUCUGCCCUAGACUUUAACUCUGCAGAUGUAUCCUCUAGGACCUUAUUCUUGUGACUGUCAUUUGGUUUAAACUGAUUUUAAUGUUGCAUUUUGAAUGGUUUUGACGCCCUUUGAGACGGGGUGGAGGGUGGGUAACAAAUCAAGCUGGUAACUAUUGGGCUGCAUGAUAAAAGUUUUUGAAUUGUUAAGAGGAGAAGGCUUUUAGCUGGUUGUAUUCAAUAGUAAUUAACUAUCUGAUAACACACAUGUCUUAAUUUGCAGGUUUUUGGCUUGUUAAAUAUGGUUCUGUGGGCAGGAAAUGCUUGGUUUGUAUACAAGGAGACGAUUCUGCAUAAACCUAACAACGCUUCUCCAGACUCCGGACUUUACCCACCUGCAUCAGGAAUUUAACUAUAACAACAACAAAAAGCUGCAUUCUGUUGACAAUAGUUUAAAAACCUUGAAGUUCAAUGUACUUUAGCUGUUUUUUAAAAAUGGAAAUUCACUUCAAAGUACAUACUCUGGAUAGAAAAAUCAGUAAGUUUGGAAGGGUUGCCUAUACUUGAUUGAGUAUUCAUUCAGUCUAACUCAGACACUCUUGAUAAAAAUUUGGGCAAUCUCUCUGGAAGUAAUAUUUUGUUAGCGGCAUUUGAUUUCUACAAAACCUUGCCAGUGUAACUAGUACUCUUCAAGUCUGUGCUGCACUUCCGUUUAACAUGCAAUCUAAGGAGCUAUAAAUAACGUUGCCUAUUUUAAUGCUCUGAAACAGUAAUUCUCAAGCUUAAACAGGUUUCAGUUGCUUGGUUUAAAAGCCUUUCCCCUCCAAAUUUGGCACACUUGCAUUCCAGCUUUUGGUAUAAUAGUUUAGUUCUUGAUUUAGAAGAGAGAGUAAAUCUUGGAUGACAAAAAUACUGAGCCAAGUGCUCUAAAUCGGCCUUUGCCAUUCUGGUUCUCUCCAGAUGUUUUAGGCUACAACUGGCUUGGGGUGGUGGGAGUGGUAAUCCAAAACUCCUGGAGGGCACCAGGUUGGCAAAGAUUGCUCUAACCACUUGUUAGUCACCCAUGCCCAUUUAAAACCAAAGUUUAAACAGUGACAACAUGUUUAAAAUUGAAAAGCUGUUGACAUGUGCUAAAAUGAGAGAGAUUCUGUUCUGGAGUAUACUAGUUACGCAAACAGUUUUCCCUUUAGGAAGAUUGCUCCUAAUUCUUAAGUUUGGAUGUAUAAGCAUUGCUACUUCGUUUUGAGGAAACACCUGUGACAUGCCUGUAUUUUGACUUCAGUUAAAUAAAUGGAAGUUUCUAGGAA
Molecule: messenger RNA, 8614 nt
Organism: Podarcis lilfordi (Lilford's wall lizard)
Lineage: Eukaryota; Metazoa; Chordata; Lepidosauria; Squamata; Lacertidae
Source: the annotation of a GenBank genome assembly